Molecule: messenger RNA, 2204 nt
Organism: Talpa occidentalis (Iberian mole)
Lineage: Eukaryota; Metazoa; Chordata; Mammalia; Eulipotyphla; Talpidae
Gene: RHNO1
Product: RAD9-HUS1-RAD1 interacting nuclear orphan 1
Exons: 3
Coding region: 603-1319 (238 amino acids)
Biological process (GO): cellular response to ionizing radiation; recombinational repair; DNA damage checkpoint signaling
Cellular component (GO): chromosome; nucleus
Source: RefSeq, a predicted model, not a curated record
AGGCCGCGGGUAGCUUCACAGCCCAGCGCUCAAGCGCUGCGCCACCAGGGGAGGCUCAGCGUGUGGUUUUGUUCAAGUUCCCCCCCCCUAAAAAUACCACCCACGCCCCCUAAAUCAGCCCUUCCUCUCAGCUCUAGGUCUCUACCCCUCUUCUGCCGCGUGCCCCGCCCCCAGCCCAGCAUAUGUAAGACAGGGCUUUGUAAGGAAACACGUUUUAUUGGGCACCUACUACGUGCCAGGCUCGGGGUGGGCACAAGGAUAGAGCCGGGCGAACGGGAGAGGGGACGUGGAGUCAGAUAGGAAACCUGGAGCCUUGUAGCCGGGAAGCGAUACAGGAGGUUAUGAUAACUUGGGGUAUCUGCAGUAAGGAGGUCUUGCCCUAGGCGGGGCCAGUGAGGGCUUUUCCGGUGAAAUGCAGCUUAGUCUGAGAUUUGAUGUCUUUAUACAAGAAGGCAGUUGGAGACCUUCAAAGCCAGAGGCAUGCGCUUGGCAAAGGCCAGUUGGCUGGAGGAGGCCUGGCAUGGGUUGGAACUGCAGCCUUUCCCCCAGUCUCACUACAUCCAGCACCAUGUGGCUACUAAUUGGUCUUCAUUCGCCUAUUGAUGCCUCCCAGAAAAAAACGACGUCGAAGUGCCCAGAAAGCCCAGUUGCUAUUCCAUCAACCACCACUGGAGGGCCCCAAACACCACUCUAGAGCUCCACUGCGUCCCAUCACCCACACCAGACGGGUACCCAGCAAGCCCAUUGACCACAGCACCAUCACCUCCUGGGUAUCGCCUCAAUUUGAUACAACAGAAAGCUGGUUCCCAACCUACCGGAAACCUCUUCGCCGAGACCAGGCAAGACAUUCAAGUCGAAAAUCUACCACCUCCAAGUUCCCCCAUCUAACUUUUGAGACACCACAGUCUUCCAGUUCAGCCUCAAUUGAGAUCCCUUCAAUCAGGGAGUGCCCAGCUCAACCAGAACAGGACGUUUCUGGAGGGCCCCUGGUUCCAAUGCUCAGUCCCCAAAGCUGUGGGGAACUGUCAGCACAUGCACUUCAAAGCUUACCUUAUGUGUUCAUCCCACCUGAUAUCCAGACCCCAGAGUCAUCUGUGAAGGAAGGGCCCACUCCCUCAGAUCUGAGGGGGAAGAGCCUUCCAAGAGGCUCCCUUUACACUAGUACUCCCAAGACCCCACAGCCUGUGCCUGUUCUGGCUGAAGACACUCCAGAGGACAAGUAUGGGAUAAAGGUCACGUGGAGGCGACGGCAGCACUUGUUAACUUAUCUCCAGGAGACAGGGAAGCUGAGUAAAAGCCAGUUCCUUGUGAAAAGCUGACUGAAUUUUUCAGACAUUAGCCUUCCUCCUCAGCAGUCGCAAGUAAUGGAUGGCUGGUUUUCAUAAUGUUGCUAUGUCACUUUUGUGGCUCACAGGAGAAUACAUCAGUAGAAUAAAAUGAAAAUAACACUAAUAACAUCAAUAGAUAAAAGAUAUUUUAACUAGAGCCCUGGAGUUACAGGGAAUUGAAUUCCCGGAUUUGCUUUUUAAAAUAUCUUGUUUUAUUAUCGCUUCUCAGCCUUUUGGCUAAGAUCAAGUGUAAAAUAUCUCGUAUUAUAAACAGUUCUUAGUGUCAUAAACAGUUUACUUUAUAUUUUUCUAAUAUUAACUGUUUAAAACUUUAAAGUAUCUUUUAGUAACUGUUUAAAAUGUAUGUAAAUAAAUGUGUACAGAAUGUUUUUAGAGAACCCUGCCUCUGUUAGUCCACACAAGCUUUCUUAUUUCCUUCACCACUAAUCCCUUAGCCCCCUCAUACAGGCUAAUUCAUUGGUACAUUUUUGAAUGCCGACUCUGUGGGAGCUACCUCCAUGACAUGAUGGGCAGAAAAAGAUCAAAGCACACUGACUUUAUAGUUAAGCUGCCCUGGCUCAUCUGCUGAAGGGCGCUAUGAAGCAAGGGCGGCUAGCUUUGUUUUAUUGAAUACAUCAGCGUCAGGGGAGGUAUGUUACUUAGAUUUGCUGGUUUUUAUUUUUUUGUUGCCAACCAAAGGAGCUAGUCAAAUACUAAAGAGGGUGGGAAAAUGAUUCUUUCAUAAAUGUCUAAAGUGUAUGCCAAUAAAUGUGGAUAGUUUUCAGAGAACGCUACUUCUUAUUGUGAUUAAUGCAGGACUGCCAGGUCAACAGUGUCCCAAUCGCCCUUUUGCCCAAGCAAAGAGCAUCUCAGGUG